Messenger RNA from Condylura cristata (star-nosed mole), 1670 nucleotides. It is a transcript of the gene SHCBP1L, whose product is annotated as SHC SH2-domain binding protein 1-like. NCBI's taxonomy places the organism in Eukaryota, Metazoa, Chordata, Mammalia, Eulipotyphla, Talpidae. The transcript is spliced from 9 exons. Gene Ontology annotation, biological process: spermatogenesis; male meiosis cytokinesis. The record is from RefSeq and is a predicted model, not a curated record. Gene Ontology annotation, cellular component: meiotic spindle. Bases 32 to 1564 code for a protein of 510 amino acids.
GGUUUGUUAGGCAGAAGACGCUGAUGAGGCGAUGAGUAAAUACCUAUCAGAAAAGUUAAAGAUGAAAGACAAAUGGUUUGGUGUCUGGAAGACUAACCCUGAGUUAUUCUUUGUGAAAUAUGAAGAAGCUUCUAUCCCCUUUGUUGGUAUUCUGGUUGAGGUAACUUGUAAACCUCGCCAAAGUUCAUCAUCUUGUUUCAAGGUUACUGUUUCUGUUGCUGAGCCCUUUUCUUCCAACAUUGCAAAUAUUCCAAGGGAUUUGGUGGAUGAGAUUCUGGAAGAACUGGAGCACAGCGUGCCUCUCCUGGAAGUGUACCCUGUUGAAGGGCAAGAUUCUGACAUACAUGAUAUUGCUCUGGCCUUGGAAGUUGUAAGGUUUUUUUAUGACUUUCUUUGGAGAGACUGGGAUGAUGAAGAAAGUUGUGAGAAUUACACUGCUUUGAUUGAAGAAAGAAUUAAUUUGUGGUGUGCUAUACAAGAUGGAACAAUACCUGGUCCUAUUGCACAACGUUUUAAAAAAACUUUGGAGAAAUAUAAAAACAAGCGUGUUGAGCUCAUUGAGUACCAGAGUAAUAUCAAAGAAGAUCCCUCUGCAGCAGAAGCUGUUGAAUGCUGGAAAAAAUACUAUGAGAUAGUAAUGCUCUGUGGAUUAUUGAAAAUGUGGGAAGAUUUGCGCCUCCGAGUUCAUGGGCCUUUCUUUCCAAGAAUUCUGAGGCGUAGGAAAGGAAAGAGAGACUUUGGAAAGACCAUAACACAUAUUGUAGCAAAAGUGAUGACUACUGACAUGGUAAAGGACCUAUCUUCAGACACACUUCUCCAACAACAUGAUGAUCUGGAUUUGGCUUUGGAUAGUUGUUAUAGUGGAGAUACAGUAGUUAUUUUUCCAGGAGAAUAUCAAGCUGUCAAUCUUGCUUUAUUGACUGAUGACAUCAUUAUAAAGGGAGUUGGAAAGAGAGAGGAAAUUAUGAUUACUUCUGAACCAUCUCACGACAGUUUUGUAGUGUCCAAAGCUGAUAAUGUGAAACUAAUGCAUCUAUCUUUGAUACAACAAGGGACAGUUGAUGGUAUUGUGGUGGUAGAGUCUGGUCACAUGACUCUAGAAAACUGUGUGUUAAAAUGUGAAGGAACAGGAGUGUGUGUUCUUACAGGGGCUGCUUUGACAAUUACAGACAGUGAAAUAACUGGUGCCCAGGGUGCUGGUGUUGAGCUGUAUCCUGGGAGCAUAGCCAUCUUGGAGAGGAAUGAAAUUCAUCACUGUAAUAACCUCAGAACCAGUGACAAUUCAAAAAGCACCUUAGGUGGAGUUAAUAUGAAGGUUCUUCCAGCACCCAGACUGAAGAUGACUAAUAAUCAUAUUUACAACAAUAAUGGUUAUGGAGUGAGCAUUCUUCAACCAACGGAACAGUUUUUUAUUGUAUCAGAAGAAGCCCUCAACAAAGGGGCUGCUUCAGGAGACAAAAAAGAUAACAUGCUCUCCAAAGUAAUGCAAAACCUGAAUCUGGAAAUGAAUGAUAAUAAAAUAGAAGCAAACUUAAAGGGGGACAUCAGAAUAGUGACGAAUUAAAGCAUCUGGAUUUGUGUUAAAAUUUUAUAUUUCAGUUAUUUCUCAUAUCCCUCAAAAAUGUAGUUUUAAUUUCAAUUCAAAACCUAAAGAUACAUAAACAUUUAAA